UAGUAAACUCUGUAUUCGUCUGCCGGCUUAUACACAUGAAAAAUAUUUAUUUCGAAUAAUUUCCGGAUAUUUAUAGUGUUUAAUGGAUAUUUCGGAUUUUGAAGUGCGCGAGUGCCCCUCUUCGGCAGUAUAUAUUCCAAACUUUAUAACAUCCGAAGAGGAGAAACGCAUUUUGUCUCAGAUUUCGCGAGCUCCAAAACCAAAAUGGACUCAACUUCUUAAUAGACGCCUCAUUAAUUACGGUGGAGUACCCCAUCCAAAUGGAAUGAUUGCUGAAGAAAUACCGAAAUGGUUACAAGUCUAUAUGGAAAAAAUUAAUAAUUUAAAUUUUUUUCAAUCCCAAAAAGCUAACCAUGUCCUGGUAAAUGAAUAUUUACCGGGUCAAGGGAUUAUGCCUCACACAGAUGGACCGCUAUUUCAUCCAAUCAUAACGACUAUCACAUGUGGUUCAUAUACAGUACUUAAUUUCAUUGAACGAAAUGUGACAAGGUCUAAUGAUAAACAGUGUCGUUUACAUAAAUAUAACAACGAUGCUGAAUCGUUACAACAGGAAAGCUUAACACGUGAAAUUAAUUUCAAAAUGCUUUUAGAACCUCGUAGCUUAUUAAUACUUAAGGAUGAAUUAUAUAAUAAUUAUUUGCAUGGUAUAGAUGAAGUCAAGCAAGAUGUUCUUUGUGAUAAAAUCUGUAACUAUGAGAAUUGCGAAAGAGUUCAUAAGAUGGGAAGUAUUUUAAAACGCGGGAUUCGCAUUUCACUAACGAUACGUCAUGUACCAAAAACUACAACAAUGAAAUUAAAGUUUUGUUAAAGUACUUCCAUCAUAUUCUUUACAUCCUUUAUACUAUAUAGAAAAUUUUCACAAAAUAUUAAAUGCUACCUAGAUAACAGUCACUGGAACUCCAACUAAUGCGCAUGUUUAUAUAGAAUAAGCCAAAAAAUAUAUGCAACACUUUUAUUAUAAUAAAAUACAAAAGAGAUUUAUUUCAAGUUAUAACAAAA
This is a messenger RNA of Bactrocera tryoni, 999 nucleotides long. RefSeq names its product alpha-ketoglutarate-dependent dioxygenase alkB homolog 6. NCBI's taxonomy places the organism in Eukaryota, Metazoa, Arthropoda, Insecta, Diptera, Tephritidae. The record is from RefSeq and is a predicted model, not a curated record. Bases 83 to 808 code for a protein of 241 amino acids. The transcript has 3 exons.